Chionomys nivalis (European snow vole) is the source of this 869-nucleotide messenger RNA. Its product is annotated as C-type lectin domain family 4 member D-like. Bases 103 to 774 code for a protein of 223 amino acids. The record is from RefSeq and is a predicted model, not a curated record. Lineage: Eukaryota; Metazoa; Chordata; Mammalia; Rodentia; Cricetidae. The transcript is spliced from 6 exons.
CCGGACACUUACUGAUCUUACCAGACUAGGUCAGAUGUCAAGUUGUAAAUAUUUCUGAAGGCGAAGCCAUAGAAGAGGAGCCUGACUCUCCUGACACACACAAUGUGGCUAGAGGAACCUCAAAGGCAACCAAAAGGUACUCGACACCCCCAGCUGAUCCCUUGGGUCCUCUCUGUUGUUUUCAUCACACUUCUCAGUGCUUGCUUUAUCACAAAUUGUUUGGUGACUCAUCGUUACUUUUCACGCUGGAAGAGAGGAGCAGGAAUGGUGAAUUUCUCUGAUUACCAAACAACGCUAACGUGUGUGCGAGGGGAGCUGGAGUCCCAAGCUACAGGAGAUACCUGGAACUGUUGCCCUGCUAGCUGGAUAGCCUUCCAGUCCAACUGCUACCUUCCUCUUAACGACAACCAGACGUGGCACGAGAGUGAGAGGAACUGCUCAGUGAUGGGCGGUCACCUAGCAACCAUCAGCGCCGAAGCAGAACAGAAUUUUGUGACUCAGCUUUUGGACAGACAAUUUUCCUAUUUCCUGGGACUUACUGAUGAGAACACAGAAGGCCUGUGGCAGUGGGUAGACCAGACACCAUUUAAUCCACACAUGGCAUUCUGGCAUGAGGGUGAACCUAAUGACUUUAAGGAAGAAGACUGUGUGGUUCUCAUUAAUGUCCAAGAUGAAUGGGCCUGGAGUGACUUCCCCUGUCACUUCCAGGCGCAUAGCAUUUGUAAGUUACCUGGAGCAACGUUCAGCUGGAAGCCCACAAAGCGGUCCUUAUGAUGGAGAUGGCAAAGGUGAACCUAUCAGACCGUGGGAAAGUGUCUAUGCAUCACAGAAAUAGAGAGCACACUGCACUGUCAUAGGACACUGUCAAC